Cylicostephanus goldi is the source of this 507-nucleotide messenger RNA. The record is from the annotation of a GenBank genome assembly. NCBI's taxonomy places the organism in Eukaryota, Metazoa, Nematoda, Chromadorea, Rhabditida, Strongylidae.
AUGAACGCUGCUUCUAUCUUGCGACUCAGCACAAAAGGCAAGAAUAAUGUCUUAUAUCUGACUCGAAUAGCGCACUCGUCGCGGGGAGCACUUGUCGCAGAUACUUGCUAUAGGCCGCUUUUAAGUUACCGUUUUUUAUCGAACAAGAAAGAUGAGCGUACAAAAAUAGUGGAGACUCAUGAAGAAAAACAAACUGGUUUACAGCGAUCAAUUCUCGAGGAAGUUUUGAUAAAAGAGAAACAAAAGCCAACGACCUUUACUGGGAAAGUUGCUGAGAAAGCGUCCAAUACUUUUCUCUAUGCCGCCGUUGCCGCAGCAGUUGGUAUGCUAGGCGUUUUUGUUUAUCUGUUAGCAGGUGAAUUUUUCGCUGAAGAUAGUCCCCAGAAAAUUUAUAGCAGCGCCCUUGCGUUAGUGAGAGACGAUGCUCGUUGUCAGGACCUCUUCGGUCCCAAAAUAGCUGGUUUUGGAGAAGAGACUUCUCGCGGUCGUCGUCGUCACGUCGCACAU